ACUUAUGUGGAAGCCAUAAUAAGGCUGCAGGGCAGAGCCCAUGUUGCUUUUGCUGUUACCUUCCCCAUCCCACGUGUUUGGCUGCGAGUCUGGCGGCACAGGAGGAAGGACUCUCACCCGAGCAGCCCAUACACAUUGCUUCCUCACUAUCCGGCUGCUCUCUCACUAACAGCUCGCAGCCUUUGUCACUCAGCUGUCUCCACCCAAAACAUUCUCUAACGUGCCCCUACACAUCCCUCUCAAACACCCUCCAACUGAGACCGGCAGAGGGACUGCCCUCCGUGAACUGUUACACUGGGCUGGAACCAUUAUCGCUGCGAUGGGAAGUGUGUGAUGUGAAUUCAUUCAGAGCAGCGGGCAGGGAGCAGGCACACGGGGCAGCCGCAUACUUGGUUUACUUAAAGUGGACUAUAUACUUCGUUUUUGUGGAUUUAUUCUGUGACAGUCGCUUUAUUAACUUUACUGCUGGAUCAGUUAUGUCACCUAAACUGAAAACGAAAUUGUGUCUGAAGACUGUGUGUGCAAGAGCACGACAGCUGUGAUUGAGAGACUCCGUUAUCCAGGCUGCUGGCCAACAAUUCAGAGAGAAUGUUUAUUCUGUAAGUUUUGGAAGAAUUGAUUCCUAAGUGAACAGAAGAAAGUGCAACUUUGGGAAGACCGUUUUAUGCUUCAUUACAAGAUAACUGUCUCAAAAACAUAAGCUUGGUUGUUUUACAGACUUUAUUUUACUUUUCUUUCAGGCAGCUCACAUUCAGGUACAUAUUAAAUACAUAAUACUAUAAAAACAAAACCCAGACUGUCGUACAAGCCUUUCCAAUUUAAUUCAGAAAACUUUGCAGGAUCUGGGAAAGUACUUCUCACCACCACAAUGAAGGGCUUGUAAAUAGGAAAAUGCCAGUGAUGCAUACCAUGGGAAGCCCAGAAUGUGGCUUUUCCCGAUCUUCACAGCAAACUCUUUCCAGGAGUCACUGCAAGAACAUCAAGGAAAAGAUCUCCAAGUGGGAAGGGAGAACCAGCAACAGUGGCUCCUGUGGAGACCUACUGAAUGUAAAACCAGAAAGGCCUCCUAGAGACCGCAAUGCAUUCACACAUUCAACUGCAGGACGACUGGACAAUAGGAAAACAGAUCUACUCAGAACUAGACAGUUUGACCUGGAUUUCAGGGAAGGAGGAAGGGGCAGCAGAUUUAACAAGGAAAAUUACAGAAUAAAUAAAGAUGAUUCCAAUGUAUAUGAGGAGGAGCUAGAAAGUAAUUCUUCUUAUUUUAGUGGAAGAGAAAAUGAAAAUGAGUAUUUAGACCCAGAUAUUGAACUACCUCCAGGAAAUUUUUAUACAUCCCCAGGGAUGUUCAAAAAAGGUAGUGUAAUUUCAGAAGACAACUUGAAGGAAAUGGUCCUGGAAUUUAAAAGAAAAAGGGGACGAAGCAAUUCAGCAGAUGGAGAACUUGAUUUGAAAUGUUUAACAAGUCAAAAUUUUGCCAUUAAAAGCUUGGAAAACAUUUAUUAUGAUACUGAAGGGUUGAAAGACAUUCCUUCUAUUAACCCUGUUCCCAAGCCCCGAAGGACAUUUCGUUAUUCUACAGAGCAUCACCCUGAGGAGCGUAAAGACUAUAACCACCGAAGGAGAAAGUCUGUGGAUGAGAGUGACACAGAAUCUUCUGACCCUUCAGUUCCACCUCCAGAACCCAAAAAGACUGGAAACAGGAAGCUCAGACCUAGAUCUAAAAGGAAAUCAUUUGAAUUCGAAGAUGUUCAGACUUUUAGGCGGUUCAUUCAUCAAGCAAACCACCCUGAGAUCUCAGAAGAACCCAGGGAGCCUUCAAGAUCUGCCUUAUAUCACACUGUGUCAGAAGACAAUAUCUAUGAGGAUAUUAUGUAUCCAACAAAGGAGAAUCCCUAUGAAGACAUUAAAAUAUCACCUUUACCUGUAUGGCGCGUCCCGUCAACAUGGAAGCUACCACCUCCACGAUGCACCAUCAAAGCACCAAAGAUUCCUUCAAAGCCAAAUUUUCUGAAGAGGCAAACAUUAGAACUAAAAAGCACAAAACUUUAUCUUCACAAAAAAGCAGCAAAGGAUUCUACCCUUCCAGUAACACUGAUGGAGUGGAAAGUUUUCCGGGGUGUAGCAGAGUCAACUAAAAAGAGGAAGGCAUUCCCCCGGCUUGUUAUGAAAAUACAAGACAUUUUUGAUGCAAAACGAGGAAAGAAGAGAGUUAAAGUCCAAACAUUCACAGGACAGGAUUCCUCUCCAUCAAAAGGUGAAGCCAGUGAAACUGAAAGUGACACAGAAGAUCGACAAAAAAAGCACUGUAAGCGGUUGGUUCAGGUGCCAAACUCACUGAAACGGAACCCGCAUUAUCAGACACUGGAGAGAGAUCUCAUCGAGCUUCAGGAGCAGCAACUUUUCGAGCUCUUCGUGGUUGUGUCUCUACAUAAAAGUUCAUCAGGAGAUGGUUAUGUUCCUGCUGUAAUCCAACAGUACCCACCUAAGAAUGAGACACCAGUAAAACAGUCUAGAGACAUGGAAGAUAGGCUUAAACUUAUCCCCCAGUUCUGCUUUCCUGAUUCAAAAGACUGGACCACAACAUCAGAACUAAAAAGUGAAACAUUUUCCUUUGUUCUCACUGGAGAAGAUGGGAGCAGGUGGUUUGGCUACUGCAAAAAGCUUCUGCCUCAGGGGAGGGGGAAACGGCUGCCUGAAGUAUACUGCAUGGUCAGUCGGUUAGGCUGCUUCAACCUCUUUUCUAAGAUACUUGAUGAAGUGGAAAAAAGACGGAAAAUGUCAGAGAAAAAAGAUCUUGUGUCAAUGUUCAUGCGUAGCGUCAUGGAAGCACCCUUCCCCGCGCCUGGGCGCACAAUAACUGUGAAAAGUUCCCUGCCUGGAUCAGGAGAUGGGGUCAUAGAGCUGUGCAGACCCAUGGACUCCAGGCUUGAACAUGUAGAUUUUGAUUGCCUAUUCAGGUGCCUGAGUGUUACUCUGCUCAUCAAAGUGUUUGCUUCACUGCUACUUGAAAGACGGGUUAUCUUUGUAGCUGAUAAUCUCAGCACCUUGUCUAAAUGUGCCCAUGCCGUGCUCGCUAUACUUUAUCCAUUCACAUGGCAGCACACUUAUAUCCCUGUUCUUCCGGCUUCAAUGAUUGAUAUUGUCUGCUCGCCCACUCCUUUUCUGAUUGGUAUUCUGUCUUGCUCCUUACCACUGCUCAGCGACCUUCCCAUUGAAGAGGUACUGAUAGUUGAUCUCUGUGGAAACAAGUUUCUGCAAGCGUUAUCUGAUGAAGAUGAUAUAUUGCCUCAUAAGCUUCAGGCUGCCUUAGCCCAGAUAUUGGAGCAGAGAGAUCACAUCAUGUUUCAGGAGCAGCUCACAGAAGAAGUGACACUGAAUUCCCUGGUAUCGGAAGCCUUUGUCUGGUUCUUUGUGGAAAUUGUGGGACAUUACUCCCUACACAUGUAUGUGAAUGAGAAGGGCGAGCGUGUUUUCCAGAGAGAGCCAUUCCGCAAGUGUCACACUUCUAGAAGCACACGCCAGUUCCUUGAUGUCUUCAUGGAAACCCAAAUGUUUGCAGGAUUUACUCAAGAUCGCGAGCUCAGGAAGAGUGGGGUGAAAGGUUUGUUUGAAGUGCGUGCUUGUGAAUAUUUGAAAACUCUCCCUGAGACAGAACCCAGUGGGGUGAACAAAUUUUUAAGAGGACUUGGAAGUAAGAUGAAGUUUCUCCAGAAGAAGUGAUCUAUUGAGUGAAAGCAUGGCUCUUCGAUUGAAGAUAAUGCAACUUAUUUGUAAUGAGAUUUCAUUGCUGGCUGUGCUCUCCCCUCUCAGUGUUAGAGCUUCCUGAAGGUCUGAAGGAUGAUUUGGAAAUUUAGUGAAGGAGACAGCUCAAUCUUGACUUUUCCCCUUACUGGAAAGAAGGAACUUUUACUUUAUCAGAAAGCAGUUCUGCAUAUGAGGGGAGAUUCUGUUCAGAAGGUGAAUGAAGUUACAAUGGAUACAAGCAAUACUCCAGCACUACAAAUCUUUCCAUGUAGCUGGUUUGUCUAUCACCAAUGAAUCUAGUAGAAAGCAUCACCUGCUUUGUUUGGUAAUAAAAAGGAAGGCUGCAGUGUCUGACAGACAAAAAGCCAUCGUAGUUUCUAGCACAGUGAAUAAAAUGCUGAGGCAGACAUGAUGGAUAAGAAUAGAUUCAAGUUUCUAAAUGGAUGUUCUCUAUCAAAUUCAUCAUAAAUCCAUGUUGGACAGUGGCUAAUGGGCACCACAUUUGGCACAAUGGCAAUAUAAAUUAUAAAUAAACUGCAGCUGAAGUGUUUACAAUAAAGCACCUAAUCUUGGCAUAAAUAAUUUAUAUCUAAGUAUAAUGGAUUUCUCUAAUUACCGAUUGACAUGACAGGCUGCAAAUUAUAAACCGUGGGGUUGCUGCAACUCCCUUUGGGAGCCAAAGGGAAGAACUGGACAUUUACACACGUGAGGAUACUCGACUUGUAUAUGGCGUAUCUUAUACCUGAAUACACAACUACAAAGUCAGUUACUGCUUUGAUAAUUGUCACUUACUUGCUUGAAUCGUACACUGUGGCUGUAAGACUACAACAGAUACCUGGAUUACAGAAGUUGGAAUAAGGCUAACAAGGGACUCACUGUAUAUUCAAUGUGAUAUAUGAGCUAUGACAAAGAAAUUGGGAUUAUUUGUAAUUCCAGUUUACUUUGAAAUCAUCAGUAUAUACCGUAAUCGCUAUGAUAAAAUGAUAUGAGUAUAGUAUGGUGUGUGUGAUCUGUUAUCCCAAAACUCUCCAAAGGCUUGAAAUAAAACAAUACCUACAUUUAAUUAGUCAUAUUUCUUAAUAAUACAGAAAGACCCCUUAUCUGGAAAACCCCAGAUCCCAAAAAAGGGAUUCACACAAUUUAUCUAUAUUGUCCAUAGUGGCAGGUGACUAGGUCCAAACCAGCUGGCUUGGAUCUAUCCACCUGCCACUUUGGACAAAGUUCAAAGUACAGAUUUGUCCCAAUCAUUGUGGAUAAGAGAUCCCAUUCCAACACAAAUUUCAUCAGAUAUGUGGGGCAUGAGACUGCAUUAUUGUUCUAUUUAUGCCUCGUAGCAAAGCCACACUGGAAACAAGACCGGGUUGGAAAGCCACACUCAGAUGUAAAAUGUUCUUUGGGGGUGCCAAAUAAGGACAGUGAUUGACUGUUUGGUAGCCCCAUGUGGACUGCUAGCCUGCAGGAGGCUUUGAUUGAAAAAUGUAAAAAUUGGCACCUACUUUGUUCACCUUAAUUGUUGCAUAUUGUUACCAUCCCUGUUGCUCUCAGUGGCCUACUGGCUGGGGUUCACUGAAAUAGGAUUUUAAGUUUAGGUUUUAGGGUAGGGCAGAGAGGGCAACUGCCCCAGGUCCACAUGUUCAAAUCACAUACUGCAUAUAUUUAUAUCAAAGAUACAGCCCUUGGCUUGCCUGCUGUUGCUGAAUUCAACAGGUUAGAUGCCAUGUAUUUUUCUCUUAGACUGAAGCCUCAGUGAUGCCAAAAUCCCUUAGUGAUGCCAGAAUCUGUAUUUUUGGUUCUGUAUCAUCGCUGUAACAGACCUGAGUGUCUCCUGGACUGAUGAAACAGCUCUUGAAACAGUUGACAUGCAGAGACAGGUUUCCAUAAAACAUGAUGAAAUGUAAAAACGAUUUGCUUGCUGCUAUCUCUGAAAGUGCAUAAUAGGCCUAUAACAUUUAUUGUGCAGCUAUAGGAAGAUAAGAUCUCUGUCACUGUGUAAAAGCAAUUCCCCUCAUCUGUUUGAAUCAAUAAACAAGUAAUAACUUGAUGGAGUUGGAAAUGGAUUGCAUUGUAUUGAAAAAAUAUUUGAUAUAUUUUGAUAUUGAUGUAGGACAGACACAUCCAGCCAACCCAUGACUGCAGAAUUGAACAGCUCAUCUCCUUUGUAUUGGGCUUGCACGUGUGUACAUUUACAGGGGCGUAAGUGUCUUAAAGCGAUGUAUACAAAUUAACUCAUAUUGAGUUUGUAUGAAUAUAUAGAUUUGUUUUAUACGUAAAUAAUGCUGCUUUACUGUGUGGAAACCAUUCUAUUGUUUUCACUGUCAGAAAUAA
Molecule: messenger RNA, 6072 nt
Organism: Xenopus tropicalis (tropical clawed frog)
Lineage: Eukaryota; Metazoa; Chordata; Amphibia; Anura; Pipidae
Gene: dennd2c
Product: DENN/MADD domain containing 2C
Exons: 20
Coding region: 892-3723 (943 amino acids)
Source: RefSeq, a predicted model, not a curated record